Molecule: messenger RNA, 2673 nt
Organism: Beta vulgaris subsp. vulgaris (sugar beet)
Lineage: Eukaryota; Viridiplantae; Streptophyta; Magnoliopsida; Caryophyllales; Amaranthaceae
Product: cullin-1
Exons: 20
Coding region: 236-2458 (740 amino acids)
Biological process (GO): protein ubiquitination; ubiquitin-dependent protein catabolic process
Cellular component (GO): cullin-RING ubiquitin ligase complex
Molecular function (GO): ubiquitin protein ligase binding
Source: RefSeq, a predicted model, not a curated record
CAGGCGCUUUUUUUUUUUUCCUGCGACAAAUAAAUUAAAAUAAAAAAAGCGAAGAAAGAGAAACUACCAUAGUCGUCUUCUUCGUCAUCUCCCUUUUCUCUCUCUAGCUCAGACUCCUACUCUCCACUUCAUCUUUCUCUCUCAUCAAAUCCCUAAUUUCGGAACGAAUUUAAGAUUUCUGCAUUAUUUCGAAACCCUAAAUUUCGACGCUGAGUAAAUCAAGUAAUAUACCAAAAUGGGUGACCGCAAACCCAUGGAACUACACGAAGGAUGGGAAUUUAUGGAAAAUGGAAUAAAGAAACUGAAGAAGAUUCUUGAAGGUGAAUCUGAGCCUCCAUUUAACUCUGAAGAGUACAUGAUGCUUUACACAACAAUAUACAACAUGUGUACUCAGAAAAACCCAUAUGACUAUUCUCAGCAACUUUAUGAUAAUUACAGACAAGCUUUUGUGGAUUACAUUGUUUCGACGGUUUUGCCAGCUUUGAAGGAAAAACAUGAUGAAUAUAUGCUGAUUGAACUUGUAAAUAGAUGGUUGAAUCAUAAAGUGAUGGUCAGAUGGCUCUCUCGUUUCUUUCAUUAUCUUGAUCGCUACUUCAUCACUCGGAGGACACUUCCUUCACUGAACGAUGUUGGGCUCACUUGCUUCCGCGAUCUGGUUUACCAAGAAAUCAGUUGCAAGGCAAAGGAUGCUGUUCUAGCCCUGAUCUAUGUAGAAAGAGAGGGUGGACAAAUUGACCGAGCAUUACUCAAGAAUGUGCUUGGGAUAUUUGUUGAAAUCGGUAUGGGACAGAUGGAGCAGUACGAAAAGGAUUUUGAGGCACAUUUGCUGGAUGAUACUGCUGCAUACUAUUCUCGGAAGGCUUCAAGUUGGAUUGUAGAGGAUUCAUGUCCAGAAUACAUGUUGAAGUCCGAGGAAUGUCUCAAAAAAGAAAAGGAGAGGGUGUCUCAUUAUUUGCAUUCUAGCAGUGAAGAGAAGCUUCUAGAGAGAGUGCAAAAUGAAUUGUUGUUGGUUUAUGAAAACCAAUUGCUUGAGAAAGAAAAUUCUGGAUGUCGUGUAUUGCUUAAAGACGAUAAGGUGGAUGAUCUUUCCAGGAUGUACAGGCUAUACAGUAAAGUUCCUAAGGGUUUGGAUCCUAUUGGAUCCAUCUUUAAACUGCAUAUUACAGAUGAAGGAACUGCCUUGGUCCAGCAGGCAGAAGAUGCUGCAAUUAGCAAGGCUGAAAAUGCUGUGGGUGGUUCACAUGAACAGGUCUUUGUAAGGAAGGUGAUAGUGCUACACGAUAAGUUCAUGGUUUAUGUCAUCGAUUGCUUUAUGAGCCACACUAUUUUUCACAAGGCUCUAAAGGAAGCUUUUGAGGUCUUUUUAAACAAGGGUGUUGCUGGUAGUUCUAGUGCUGAACUGCUCGCAACAUUUUGUGAUAAUAUACUCAAAAAGGGCGGGAGUGAAAAGCUAAGUGAUGAAGCUAUUGAGGACUCACUUGAGAAGGUGGUAAAGCUUCUUGCUUAUGUAAGCGAUAAAGACAUGUUUGCAGAAUUUUACAGAAAGAAGCUCUCUCGCCGUCUACUUUUUGACAAGAGUGCCAAUGAUGAUCAUGAAAGAAGCAUCUUAACGAAAUUGAAGCAGCAGUGCGGUGCACAGUUUACGUCAAAGAUGGAAGGGAUGGUAACUGAUUUGACAUUGGGGAGGGAGAAUCAGACUCAUUUUGAAGAAUAUCUUGAGCAAAAUCCGAAUGCCAAUCCUGGGCUUGAUCUGAAUGUCACAGUUCUCACGACGGGGUUCUGGCCAAGUUACAAGUCCUCUGAUCUUAACCUUCCUUCUGAGAUGGUAAGGUGUGUGGAAGCUUUUAAGCAAUUCUAUCAAACAAAAACAAAACACAGGAAGCUCUCUUGGGUUUACUCAUUGGGAAGUUGCAACAUUAAUGGCAAGUUUGGUCCGAAAACAAUUGAAUUGAUUGUUGGAACCUAUCAGGCUGCUGCUUUGCUCCUAUUCAACACAGCGGAUCGCUUGAGUUAUGCAGAAAUUUCAACUCAACUAAAUCUGGCUGAUGAAGACUUAGUUAGAGUGCUUCAAUCACUGUCGUGUGCAAAGUACAAGAUUCUUUUGAAGGAGCCAAACACAAGAACUGUGUCUCAUACUGAUCACUUUUCAUUCAACUCUGGUUUUACUGACAGAAUGAGGAGGAUUAGGAUUCCUCUUCCCCCGAUGGAUGAGAGGAAAAAGAUUGUUGAGGACGUGGACAAAGAUAGACGAUAUGCCAUCGAUGCUUCUAUUGUGCGUAUAAUGAAGAGUAGGAAGGUAUUGGGGUAUCAACAAUUGAUCACAGAGUGUGUUGAACAGCUAAGCCGCAUGUUUAAGCCCGAUUUCAAGGCAAUCAAGAAGAGGAUUGAGGAUUUAAUUACUCGGGAUUAUAUCGAAAGAGACAAGGAAAACCCCCAGUUAUUCCGGUACUUGGCUUGAGUAAAUAAUAUGCAGGUCUCUGGUUGACAACCUUUUACAAACUGAUUUUGGUAUGGAAGCAGAAGAAUUUCAAGAGUAGGUUGGUCUUGUGUACAGUCAUUGGGUUAUCGGAAUGAUUAAAAUUUGUAUGACUAAAUUUUUAAAUCUGGCUCAUACAAUGCAGAAUUCAAAUCUGCACAUUUUAAGGAAAACAUGAAACUUGCAGGCUCUCUCUC